Molecule: messenger RNA, 564 nt
Organism: Paraglomus brasilianum
Lineage: Eukaryota; Fungi; Glomeromycota; Glomeromycetes; Paraglomerales; Paraglomeraceae
Source: the annotation of a GenBank genome assembly
AUGCUCCUCCACAUAGCCAAAUUUCAAUCAACUUCUAGUUUUUCCUCGAUUCACUUGUCAACCCUCUCUUCUCGUUUUCGUUGUUCGCGAACUUUUUCUCUUGCGUCUCUCCGUUCUCGUCCUGCCCUCCAUUUCUACUCUACUUCGACCAAAAAGCCUUCGUUAUUUUCAAAAUACUAUGAUCAAUUUCGUUCCAAGCCUUCGUCUUAUGUCAUUUCCUUUCUUCUCCUUCAUGAAAUAACAGCCAUUGUUCCCAUUCCGCUAGUCUAUCUUGCUCUGGACUAUACGGGAAUACAAGUGCCUUUACCAGAGAACAUGCUACAGGAAGGGAACAAGAGGAUAAAUGCCAUGUUAAGGUAUUUUGGAUUCAGCGAAGUUGAACAGGGUAGCAGAGUUGCUUUUCUGGCUGCCAGCAGCUAUGGCAUUGUCAAGAUGCUGAUGCCGCUGAGAAUCGCGAUGUGUGUAUACCUGACUCCAUUCACGGCAGAGCGUAUAAUGGGACCGGCUUUAAAUUUCUCGAAACGUCUACUUAGAUUCAAGCCUAAUCGAAAAUCCGCAGAUUGA